AUGCCAUACAAAUGCACGCAAGAAUGGGCCCCCGAGCGCUGCCCGGACUAUCUCUCCGUCAUUGCCGGAGCCUUCGACAGCUUUAACAAACAGGAGAAGCAGAUCUCCAAGGACGCAGACGCGACGUUCAAGGCCGCCAAACCUCUCGUCCAGCACCAAGCCCGCGUUCUGGACAGCCUCGCUCACCUCCUCGUAUCCGAACCGGAAGGACAACGCAUCGUCAUCGGUGCCGAGAAGGGCGCGGCCGAACCUGCGUUCAAGCUCCUCGUCGCAGAAGAGCCUAUGCCUCCGGAGGACUCUCCAAUGACUACUACCGCCGCGCACCUGAGAGUGCUGUUACUCCGCUUGUGGAUGAUCCGGUCGCUGUGGGUCGACAGGAAGGGCCCGCCCGCCAACCCGGACAUGACAUACGCUUCCCAUCCUGACGACCCCUUCGAGAGCGCGGUCGUCGAGCUCGAGAUCAUCGUAUUGCGAUACUCUUGGCCGAACCUCGCACAUCGCAUCCUCGCGGGUUCUCAAAACACGCACUUCAUGGACACAGCGGCUGACGUCUGUGGAACGCCCGCUUUGAAACGCGAAGAUAUUUCGAACGAAGAGCGAGAGUUGUUGGCGUCGCUGCAAGAGCUCCCGCUAUCAAAUGGUGCACUAGGGGUACAGACCCAGCUCGACAAUAUCAAAAUGCUGUCGCGCUUUGCGAAGGAAGACGCCACGCCGAGCGACGCCGAUUUGAGGAAAGUCCGCUUCGCGCUGGUCAUUGCGAAUCUUUGGAGAAUCCGGCUAUCCAAGAGCGGCAAACAGCAAGCGUGGGACGAUUACGCUCGCUCGCGACUCUCGCGUACAGGACUGACCUCGGCGCCGGACAAUAGGAACAUCGAUGUCGCCCGAUGGAUCGACGAGCUCACCGUCAUCCGCUUCCACUUUCGGCGCGUAUCCGGCAUCACCAUCUCGCCACAUCUGUCACCAUUACUUUACCUCGUCGAAGGGAUCGUCUGUAUCGAUGCUGAUCCGCCUGCGCCCAAGUCAUUCGAGGUCGACCGCGCGCGGCUGGUCCGCGUGCUCUACGCCGCCGGCAUCGACGCGCACGAAUUGAACGACGUCAGGAUCAACGAUUUUCUCGAGAGCUUACGAGUCGCGCACGGCGGUACCUGGUCGGACGGCGAGGACGGCGAUGCUCGCCACAGGAAGUUUGUGAUCGAGCCUAUCCGCACGCUCCACCCCGAAUGCCUGAUCCUCAACGAGUUGCACGAACGCGCGGCGAUACCCUUCGUCGGCACAUCCGAACCGGCCUGUGCGUUCUGCGAGACAUACUUCGCAUUGUAUCGCAGUUUUCGCGGAUGGGAUAGUCCGAUACAUCUGAUGAGCAGCCACAACCGGACAUCGGGCUGGGUGUUCCCUGCGUUUAGCGACAGGCUGACGAGGCAGCUAGAGCAGGCUUUCUGCGGCCAGAUGAUCGGCAGGAUACGCCACGGCUGGCAUCGGUACUCGCCGAAUGCGCUACGAACGGACGUUGCGUGGUCAUCGCUGGACUGCGAUCCAGACUUGCUCCAGGAAUGGUUAACGGCCCGUCAAGAAAUCGAAGAAUCAUCCACUACUUGA
Peniophora sp. CBMAI 1063 is the source of this 1596-nucleotide messenger RNA. NCBI's taxonomy places the organism in Eukaryota, Fungi, Basidiomycota, Agaricomycetes, Russulales, Peniophoraceae. The record is from the annotation of a GenBank genome assembly.